This is a messenger RNA of Diaporthe amygdali, 3462 nucleotides long. RefSeq lists its product as uncharacterized. Gene Ontology annotation, biological process: SREBP signaling pathway. The transcript has 2 exons. The record is from RefSeq and is a predicted model, not a curated record. The coding region runs from base 1 to 3462 and encodes 1153 amino acids. Lineage: Eukaryota; Fungi; Ascomycota; Sordariomycetes; Diaporthales; Diaporthaceae. Gene Ontology annotation, molecular function: sterol binding; protein binding. Gene Ontology annotation, cellular component: Golgi membrane; endoplasmic reticulum membrane.
AUGAUCUGGUAUCUUCUUUACCCGCUCAGAGGGACAACCGAGGCCCCUCUGUUGCCACCAAAUCACCCCCUUCGAAGUGCCUUGACCAGAUAUGGGAGAUAUGCUGCUCGACAUGUCCUCGCAACUCUGCUGAUUUCCGUGGCCGUUGCUGGUAUUCUCAUCUAUCCCUGCCCCUUCCUCUACACGACCGACUACACCAUCGCCGCACCGAACCUUCCUCUCCAUGUCUGGACCGAUGCCCAGCCACUGGACGACAGGCGUGCUGUCGAGCCCGAUAUUAUUAUGCGCACAAUUUGGGUGCACGGGAGCUACAUGAAGGCCCUCGACCGCGACGUGCUCCUUGGCGCACUGGAGCUGCAGGAUGAGAUACUGGGGCCAACCACGGACUUCAACCCUCGACGGCCCAAGAGGAGCAUCCCCGAACUCGACCCGCAAGCCGACCUUACCCAGCAGGACAGGGACGCCUUCCAUGUCAUCAAUGGCCUCACGGAACAGUCUUGGUUCUUCCACUCGCCUCUGCAGUACUGGGACUGCGACGCCGAUAACAUUGCGCGAGAUUCAGACUUCAUCAACACGGUCAACGAGAAGAAGACGCAACCGACGUCGGUCAAUGUGACCCUGCGGCAUUCGAUAGUCUUCAGCGGCAAGAAAUUCGAGGACAGGCGGCUCAUUGCUGCCGACGCCCUAGUCAUCACCCUACUCCAUCUGCAAGACUCGCCAGUUGGGAGGCAAUGGGGGAGAAAGACCAAGGAAUGCGCUGCUCGCAUGGCAGACAAAUGGGACGUUUUCCCCGGUGACGGUGUGUCAGCUGGCUCCCAGCUCUUCGAGUUUCAAUUCCGUCCAAUUUCGAUCCAGGACGCCAUCUUGCUCUCUCUGGCUUACCUACUGACAACUUCUUACUUCUUGCUGAGCCUCUCCAAGAUCAGAGCCGUCAAGUCCAAACUCGGUCUGAUCGUGACCGUUGUUGCCCAGAUCAUAAUGUCGAUCGUUUCCAGUCUCACCGUGUGUGCCCUUUUCAGGAUCGAUCUCUCUAGGAUCCCGAGGGCGGCUUACCCUCUUGUACUAAUGGCUAUGAGCUUGGAAAACAUUUUCCGGCUUAUCAACGCUGUGAUCCUCACGCCAUCCGAUCACAACACCAGCAGCAGGAUUGGAUAUGCGUUCGGCGAGACCAGUCAUGUUGCGCUCGCAAGCGUGGCGCAGAAUCUGUUGAUUCUCUGGGGCCUGGCCAGGGUGGUUUCUUCAGGGGUCUCGGCGUUUUGCACCUUUGCAGCCAUCGCCAUUCUCUUCGACUUCUUCUACCUUUCGACAUUUUUCCUCUCUGUUCUCAGCGUCGAUGUGCGCCGGACCGAGCUGGGAGACGCCUUGGAGAAGGCUAGUAUCAGGAACAACCGAAUGGCCCCAGAUGGCCCACCGCGCCAAUCCAUUGUAGAUGCUAUUUUACAGGGGAGGAUAGCAUUAUCGACGCGCAUCGCGGGGACCGUCGUGAUGUUGGGGUUCGUCCUCGCGGCACAAUGGCAUUUCUUGCAGAGCGGAAACCCGCGCAGCCCUGCAGGAUUCUUGCGUCAUUUCUGGAGAACUAACAAUGUAGAAGACUCGCCACCUUACGCGCAGAUACACCAGGCUCGGAGCCCGAAGUCUUGGCUGCGUCUCCAAGAUCACGAGACAGCAAAGGAGGUCAUCAAUGUUAUCAAGCCCUGGGCUCACAGCUAUGUUGCUCGAGUCCAUGACCCGGUCAUUUUCGUGCUCAAGGGUGCCAACCGGAACCCUCCCAAGGGCGCGCGGUGGUUUCCGGACGCAAUAUACGACUUUAUGCACCACCAGCUUACACCUUUCAUCGUUACGGUCCUCGUUCUGGUGGCUCUAGUCCGUCUUCUCAUGAAUUACUUGCUCUGGGAUGAAAUGGUGGACGUCAGGGGCGAGGAUGAGGCGGACGAUGAGCCUCUCGUCUCGAUCAAAAAUCUAGCAAACGGACAUCAGCUCGAUAUUGCGAGGUUGCUGGUCGCUCCCGACAGCCAUGUGGUGUCCGCUGGACUUGAUCGCAAGAUCAGGGUGUGGGACCUGCAGUACGACUUCGCAAGCCACGAUCUAGACAGGCCCGAAUCUCCAAUGGACAACCCAUUCCCAAUACAGGCGAUGGCAGUCGACAAUUCGUCGAAUUGGUUGGCGAUACUUUCGACGUACCGAGUCCUGCUCUGGAGCAUCACGAAGCAGGAAUGGGGACCUUCGGCACCUAUCGACAUGUACGGGCACAAGCCAGAGGCCUUCUUCUUCGGCUCCGCCGGAAACAGCUCUCUGCGUUCCAUCGUCAUUGUAAGACGGAAUGGUACUAUGACCGAGCUGUUGCCCGGUGCCCCCGACUCCUCGGAGUACCUGAUCUGCAAAAGCCCCCUGAUCUGUGCUGUAACCAUUGCGGAAAAGGGUAAGCAUCUGCCACCUAGCUCUCGUUCAGCCAGUACCAUCGCGAACCCUCGGCUGACCAAUGUCGACCCGCCUGUAGCAACAUCGGCUCAAUCUGAGCCACGCUUGUCCAUUGUCACUUUGUCACGACGUGCCUGCAUACACCGGGUUGACUAUCGCGACGGCAUCUGGAUAUCUUCGGAGGCCAUAAUUGCGGGUGACAACCACGAGGAGCCGCAGGCUCUAUUACCGGUUCAGGGCUUCGCGUCGUACAUGGUCGUUCGAACAAGCAGUGUCGACCUGAUCGAUCUCUAUUCUUCCAAGUUGAUGCACACCUUCCGAACUGAGACGAUACUGCCGAAAUCUCUCAAGUUUGUUUACCAAGGACAAAGAAUGGGUCCUGGUGGCCGGGGCACUGUCGCCUCUCUGACGCUGGCCUACCUGAGUGGAGACGAUGGUGAAUGUGUGCUUCAGACAUAUCUCCCAGGCGAAGACUACGACAACAUUUGUUUCUCAGAUCUAGUCGGUGCGCCCGCGCGAUCUAGCUGUACAUGGGCAGAAACGAAGCUAAUUACCCGUCGGAUACGUAACCCCGGUGCAUGGACUCCAUUGCGCAACGGGUGCGUAGUUGGCAUAAGGAGGAAAGAAAAAGACGAUCGGGGAUCUCCGAUGAGAGAACGACUGCCCGCAUUUGCGCAAUCCGGCCUUCGCCGGCGGGGACAUGCUGAUCCCUCGCCGAGACGGAGCAAGCUAGAGGAAACGUGGGAAAUAUGGGUGAUAAGCCGGGUCGAGAAGGAAGGAAACAUUGAGACCACGCCCCUUGUCGCGCCAGAUGACCCUGCUGGACUGAUCAUAUCAACGCUCGGGCCUAUGAUCAAGGUUGGCUACAGCAGUGCCGCGGUUGGCUUUGGGAACGUCGUCAAGAUCAUCACAGUAGGCCACGAACGUUUCAACAAUGCGGACGAGGAAGGGGCUGAGGACAUAAACCUCACCAACAGGCGGAGGCGAGCACCACAUUCGAGGCCUAGAGUUUCCUCUUUGUCGUACAAGCAAUACAAGCGUUGA